Molecule: messenger RNA, 348 nt
Organism: Mesorhabditis belari
Lineage: Eukaryota; Metazoa; Nematoda; Chromadorea; Rhabditida; Rhabditidae
Source: the annotation of a GenBank genome assembly
AUGAUUUGGCUCAUUUACGUCCAUUUUUGUUUUGGUAUUUCGAUGUACACUUGUAUUUAUUUAUUUAAAACAUAUCCAGAAAAAGAUAUACUAAUUGAUAGAGAUAUGAAGAAUGUAUUGAAUAUUUCUUUGGAUGACAGGGCGUAUGUUGGGCCUUUGUACUGGGUUGAAAAAGAAGCUGGAUCAGUCUUUCAAUGGGAUGAAGUUAUGGCCGAUUAUCGCCGAGCUUUUCUGAAAACAUUCUGCAAAUUGGUGACAAGAAAAAGAAUCGAUCUGGACCACUCACAGAUCAUCCGAGGAAAACCCCGUCAAUUGAGCUCAAUUAGGGCUUUUUAUAAACAUGAUAAA